AUGCAUAGCGGGUGCUUGGUUGCGAUCGGAAGUGCGCAGCAUAUCAAAUCGAGGUAUGGAGAAGGAUAUACACUAACGUUUACAAUUACGGAUAGUUCGAUAGGGGAUGAUCUCGUCAAUGAAGUGCGAUCUGUAUUUCCGAAUGCCGUUUUAAGAACAAUACAAAAUUCAACACAUAUGGUUUGGCAUCUUGCUAGGUCGGAUAGUGACAGAUGGUCAGAGCUGUUCGCAAAAGCACGUAAUUUAGCUGAUUCGAAGUCUUGGAUAACGGAUUAUUCUUUGGCACAAGCAACCCUAGAAGAAGCAUUCUUAAGGCUAUCUCAAGCGAAUGAGAGCGAUGUUGCUCAACAGACCGUUGUGAGUAUUACAGCCAGUUCAACGUCACCUCGUGCCGAUGGAUUGUAA
Anisakis simplex (herring worm) is the source of this 405-nucleotide messenger RNA. NCBI's taxonomy places the organism in Eukaryota, Metazoa, Nematoda, Chromadorea, Rhabditida, Anisakidae. The record is from the annotation of a GenBank genome assembly.